GCCAAGACGGUCAGCUGCGAAGUUGCAAAGCUGCGAAAACUCGAAACGACGUGAGCAAAGACCAAUCUAGCGCCUAUGCAUAAUGGCGUUAAGCCACAUUGGCCGGCCUUGACGAAAGGCUACAUUAUAUCUGAACUGACUACAAUCGGAGCAUCAACACGAACAGUCCUACAGACGUACGUAGGUCAGUUGCAGUACUUGGACCUGCACUACACAACUGGCAAUUAUUACAACGACAUGGACGCGGCUGACUCGGCAACACCUGCAGUUGGGGAGGGCUGGCAACCGCCUCUAUUUAGCACAUCAUCAUGGCUUCUGAUCAUCACAGCCUGUGUUCUCCUAUUUGUCUACGAUUACUGGAGCCAUCAUUACCUGGCAAGAUUGGGUAUUCCUGGAGGAAGCUCGAAGCCGUUUAUCGGUAACACCCUGGACUUCUUUUUCAACAAAGAAGGAAUACAAGGCUACCAUGAGAAGUGCUUUGCCCGCUACGGAAAAUUAUUCGGUUCUUAUCUGGGCUGGCGCCCUGGAGUGGUGACUGCAGAUGUCGAUCUGGUCCGAUUAGUGUGCAUCAAGGAUUUUGCCAGUUUCACAAAUCGGAGGAGGCAGCCGAUUGACAACAAGCCAUUUCACAAGGCUUUGCCUGACCUGAGAGAUGACCAUUGGAAGGACGUGCGGGGAAUCCUCAGUCCAACAUUCAGCGGCUCCAAGAUGAAGCUGAUGGCGCCACUCAUCAACGAUUGCCUCGAUCCUAUGAUCAGGAAAGUUGCUAAACACCACGAAGAAGGCAAGAGUUUACAGAUGAAAGAUAUAUAUGGUGGAUAUCUGAUUGAUGCUAUCGGCAACUGCGCUUUCGGUCUGACUCUCAACUCGCAGGAAACUGAAAACGAUCCCUUUCUCUUCAACACCAAAGACAUAUUCAAUUUUAAAUUUAACUUCACGAUCUUCGUUAUAGUGUUUUUACCAUUCCUGGCUCCCGUGCUGAACUAUUUCGGUGCGACUACCUUCAGACGGUCAACUAUGAAUUUCUUUGAGAACAUCAUGGACCAGGCAGUGGAACUCCGGAGAAGUGGAGCGGAGCGGAGAUUGGAUUUCCUGCAGCUGAUGUUAGACGCGCACGAGAAAUCCUACUUGACGGCUGAAGACAAAGAACAGGCGACCGAGGAAGAGAAGUUGGAAGAGGAGCACCGCAAGCACAUGAGCAAGAAAUCCCUGACGAUGGAUGAACUCAAAUCACAAGGAUUGGUCUUCUUCCUCGCCGGCUAUGAUACCUCCAGCACCACGCUGGGCUUCGCCUCCUACCUCCUGGCAACCAACCCGGAAGUUCAGGACAAGUUGGUGAACGAGAUUGACACCCUGGCCCCAGGACGCGAUGACGUCACCUAUGAGAAUAUCACCAAGAUGACCUAUCUGGACCAGGUCAUAUGUGAGACGCUCCGAGUGUACCCUCCCGCCAUCGUUGCGGCCCGUGAGGCCAGUCGGGACUACCAGUAUCAAGGAUACACCAUUCCUGAAGGCAUGGAGAUCUUCAUCUCAGUCUGGCAGAUCCAUCAUGAUCCGGAGCUGUGGGAAGACCCGGACAAAUUCGACCCCGACAGGUUCACACCAGAGCAACGCGAAAACCGCCAUCCAUGUGCUUGGAUUCCAUUUGGUGUUGGCCCACGCAACUGUAUUGGAAUGCGCUUCGCACUGCUGCAGACUAAAAUGGGAUUGGUUCGGAUGCUGCAGAACUUCCGCCUGGAGACUUGUGCAGAGACUGAGAUUCCGCCAGUCCUCGGCAAGUUUGGAUUCCUGACUCCAGCCAACGGUUUCAAACUGUCGGCUGUUCCUCGAUCCUAGGGACCUUAUAGAAGGCUAGACGCUCAGCAUUGGAAGAUCACGUCAGAGCCAGAGUUCUAAACUGAUAUGAUGACACGUCCCACGUAAUUCCUGAGUCAAUGAUCACCAGCUAUUUGUCAAAUUAGACAUUUUCUUAGGUAUCAUGGCUUGAAUCUGAUUAGUGAGCAUCGAUAGCUUUUGAAUCCUUGUCAUUGAAUGCAAUGAUUUGUUUUUAAGGAAACAUGCAGUGGAAAUUUAGCUCAUCUUGUUUUCAUGCGCAUUACUAUAGACUACGUGUUGCAACAAUACAUACAAGAUCAUAAUACUUGUUUUCGUUACAAGCGACAAGAAAGAAGUAAUUUUUGAGUUAUUAGGAGAUCCUUUCAUCAAUACAUGGUAAGAGAGCGCUAUUUUGCUUUUGUCACACAUGGUACGCCUGGUCAAAACUGCAUAUUAACAGUACAAAAAAAAUAGUUUUGAGUAAAUAUUGGCCAUUACUAUUGUCCAAACAAGCCGUUUGGCAUGAUAAACAAGUAAAAAGUGGACUUUAAUGAAGGAAAGUUUGAUCUACACUGUAAAAACGGUGCUUAGGAUUUAAACACAUUUCUAAACACUUAUUCUGUACCCACUUUUUCCACACGUUUAGCAUCAUGACAUGUUUAGAUGUCCUUUUUCUGUGACACGCAUUAUCCGUUUGACAUGUUUAAUGAAUAAUAUGUUUAGCAUUUAAACACCUUCCUAAGCGCAUUUAGAUAUACAAUCCUAAGCACAUGUCCAAAACGUAAACACGUUUAGUUUCACAACAUUAAAAAGUGGUAAACGUUUAGAAUUGAAACACAUUCCUAAACGUUUUAAACUCUAAACACGUUCUGAUGUGUUUAAAUGCUAAACACUGUUUUUACAGUGUAUAUUUCUACACAAAACUACAGAUGCACUAUUGUUCUGCCUUGGAUGACAUCACACUUUGGCUCAUGAAUAUGGAAAUUGUCUUUUGCAUUAAAACUUAAAAUGUUGAAAUUUCUCCCUGUUACUGCUACAAAGGAGGUGGAAAGUCAUACAUACGUGACAAGAGAUGUUUUUUUAAUGUAUUUAAGUCUUAAAAACCAUAUUGCAUGUUUCCUUUUAGUCUUUGGGGUUCGUAGAAUUUUUUUCUGUUGGAUUUUGUUCCUAAGCUGUUAUCAGAGUGGCCCUGUAUACUCAAGAGAAACUAAUUUACAAUAUCAAGCACUUUGCUUUUUGCAUCACAAGACUGGAUGCUUAAAAGUUGUUUGUUGUGUUCUGUUAAUUGUAAACGAAUGGAAACUUAAGUAGCAUCGAAUCACUAACAAAAUGUGUAAAUUUGUUGAACCGCCAUUUUAAUUGGAAAAGCUUGUACUGUGUUUAUAUUAAUUUUUAGAGAAGGAAAUUAUGUUAAUGGAAUUGUAACUCUCACAAUACUGUUUUUUUUUCUUAAGGUACAUUAGGCUUUACAAUUUAUUAUAAUCUGUACCAUUCAUUAGAUGAAAUAUUUUUUUGUAAGAUGGAAUUAUUUUUUGGAAUUAAAAAAAAUCCAUCUAAAAA
Patiria miniata (bat star) is the source of this 3375-nucleotide messenger RNA. RefSeq names its product cytochrome P450 3A29-like. Gene Ontology annotation, molecular function: oxidoreductase activity, acting on paired donors, with incorporation or reduction of molecular oxygen; iron ion binding; heme binding. Bases 76 to 1836 code for a protein of 586 amino acids. NCBI's taxonomy places the organism in Eukaryota, Metazoa, Echinodermata, Asteroidea, Valvatida, Asterinidae. The record is from RefSeq and is a predicted model, not a curated record. The transcript has 14 exons.